Messenger RNA from Pseudocercospora fijiensis CIRAD86, 1277 nucleotides. RefSeq lists its product as uncharacterized. NCBI's taxonomy places the organism in Eukaryota, Fungi, Ascomycota, Dothideomycetes, Mycosphaerellales, Mycosphaerellaceae. Gene Ontology annotation, cellular component: nucleus. The transcript is spliced from 2 exons. Gene Ontology annotation, molecular function: ATP-dependent H2AZ histone chaperone activity. Gene Ontology annotation, biological process: regulation of DNA-templated transcription; chromatin remodeling. The coding region runs from base 9 to 1193 and encodes 394 amino acids. The record is from RefSeq and is a predicted model, not a curated record.
ACCCCAAGAUGUCUUCGGACGAGGGCAGCUCUGGCUCAGAGAUUGAAGAUGUAUCAACGACAGGUCUCAUCGCCACGCGCACAAAGCGAGCCACAGCAGGAAAUCUGUAUGCAACUCUUCGGCAUAAUCUCGACGACGAGGAAUUGCAGAAGGAAUUACUGGCCGAAGAUGAGGACGACGUCGGCGACUACGAAGGCUCCGAUAAAGACGAUGACGAUGCCAUGAGCUCGUCUGGCGAUGAGGAUGAUCAGGGACCAGCAGCAGAAGGCGACAAGGAGGAUUUGGAAGGAGAGAAGGAGCUGAAGAAGGCAGAGCGAGCACAGAACAAAAAGAAGCGCAAGCUGGAAGAGGCCAAGAAGCGCAUACCAAACUGGCAAAAGAAGCGCGUCAAGCUGGCCGACGAUGCAAAGGCGGAAGAUGGCCAGCCUGCGAAGCCAAAGAAGAAGAGUGAGCGGUCCAACUGGCUGCCGACUGCUGCUGAUGCACCGACACGGCAGUCUUCGCGUACCUCAGCUGUGGCGAAUCGGGAGAUGGUGCAUACGAAUCUGAAGGAGUCUAACGAGCGGAGCGAAAAGCAGAAGACGGUCAUGAGCAAGCACAAGGAGAGGCUGAAGGCCAGCCAGCGAGCACCCAUAUCGCAGGAGGAGAGAUUUGCUAAGGCAGCGAGGAUCGAGAAAGAGACUGCGAGAGAAUUUGGAAGAUGGGAGAGAGAAGAAGCAGAGCGACAGCGGAUUCGCGAGGAGCAGCUGGCAGCAAAGAGGAAGAGAGGCAUCGAUGGGCCGGUGAUCAGACACUGGAGUGGCAGCGUGCUAUGGGAAGGCGAUAAGAUUAAGAAUAAGCGAUUACGUGCCAGUCAAAAUGUUGACGACAUUGAGGACAAGCCGAAGGAGACAGAAAGCAGUGCGGAUGCCGCAGAUGGGGAUAAUUGUGCUUUCACGCCCUUUCCUGCAAAAUUCAGAGAUCCCAAGACUGGCUUGCCCUAUGCUGAUAUGCUGCAAUUCAAGAAUAUACAACGUAUCUUGAAUGAUGGGUGUCAGUGGUCGAGUCUGUUGGGAUGUUGGGCUGGACCUCGGUAUGGUAGUAUUGGCAGGUCGGCAGUCGGCGUACCUGAUGGUUUCUGUCGGCCGAUAGAGGAAGAGCACGAGGUAAGAGCUACGGGACAGGAUGUGAUGAAGGUGGAGAAUACUGGAUGAAGAGUUAUGAUUUGUAUGACUUGUAAUGAUUAAUGAGUUGGACGCGCGACAGGGGUGAGGUAAACGAUCCAUCGUCCACACGCU